CCUCCCCCAAAACGCCAAAACCCAAACCCCACUCGGCGAAGGAGAAGAAGCGGCGCAAUGCUGGAGGCGGCGGCGAUCCCUGAGCUGUGGAGCACCGUGCACGGGUGGUUCACCCCAUGGGUGCUGUUCAUCGUGCUCAACCUCGUCGUCCUCACCAUCUUCGUCACCUCCAUGGCCACGGCCCCGGCGGAGGGCGGAGAAGGGACUGCGCCCGGUGCUGACGGCGAGAGGAGGAACCUCGCCGUCCGGCCGUCAAUGGAGCUCGACCGGCACCGGUCGCCCAACCUGCCUCGCUUCACCGCCCCCGCCUCUGAGGCCCCGGCGACCGGAGUACUGGAUCUGGGGCAGCCCGACGAUCAGCCGCCGGCGCUCGAGAUGGAGCCGGAGAAUCCGGGUGAGCGCGAGCACGCGCGCAUGGAGAGGAGCAUGUCUGAGGCGGCCGUCGAGGCCGAGCUGCCGCGGCGGCCGGCGAGGCUGCGCAAGUCGGCGAGCGACAAGUCGGCGUUCGCGCACGUCGUGGCCAAGAAGGACAUCGAGGUGAUGGAGGUGCGCAGGCCGGCGACGACGAGGGACGCGGAGCGCGGCCGCCCCCUGGUGGCGAAAGCGGAGGAGCCGGCGUCGGAGGAGGAGAUCCAGGAGGCCGGCAGCGAGGUGGACGCCCGCGCGGACGAGUUCAUCAACAAGUUCCACCACCAGCUGAAGCAGCAGCGCAUCGACUCCUUCAGGCGCUCCCGGAAUGCGCUCCACCGCCGCCGGGCGUCCGUGGUGCCAGAGGCGCGCUAGGCUGGCGUCUCCCGCAGCCGCGGGUGCUCCACAGAGCUGCUUCCCGCGCUAGUAGCCCAGUCGAUGAAUAAUAAAUAACCAAACAAAAUCUGGCUUCCGAAUCUUUGCUAAGAAAUGACAUGGUGGCGAGCAAGCUCUCAAGCGUUAAACCAACCAAUGUUGUGUGUGCCGUUCGGCCAUGCGAUGCGCCGGGGAAUCUGAUAUAUGUUUAAUGCUGAUGAGGGUUCUUCUGCA
Messenger RNA from Triticum aestivum (bread wheat), 1017 nucleotides. RefSeq lists its product as uncharacterized. The transcript has a single exon. The record is from RefSeq and is a predicted model, not a curated record. Bases 58 to 783 code for a protein of 241 amino acids. NCBI's taxonomy places the organism in Eukaryota, Viridiplantae, Streptophyta, Magnoliopsida, Poales, Poaceae.